Rhopalosiphum maidis (corn leaf aphid) is the source of this 2506-nucleotide messenger RNA. RefSeq names its product regulator of chromosome condensation (gene Rcc1). The record is from RefSeq and is a predicted model, not a curated record. Gene Ontology annotation, cellular component: cytoplasm. The transcript has 12 exons. Gene Ontology annotation, molecular function: guanyl-nucleotide exchange factor activity. Bases 392 to 2032 code for a protein of 546 amino acids. NCBI's taxonomy places the organism in Eukaryota, Metazoa, Arthropoda, Insecta, Hemiptera, Aphididae.
UCCGCUGAAAUCAUUUUAAACGGACAACGGUCCGCACAUUUACACCGCGCGUCCUCUUUCAAUUAGUUAUUAACUAUUAUUAUUGCUAUUACUGUUAUUAUUUUUUUAUUAUUAUUUUUUCGUUUUCGUUUUCCCGCGACGGUGAUACGCGUAAAUAAUUAAACACUACUCCGGUUCUGGCGCUGAUAAUUUUGACGUCGUGUGCAUCGUUUUUUUAACAACACGCAAGGUUGAUAUAAAAAAUUUAAUCUUACCUAGCUACGGUCCUCUCAUUUGCUACCUGCCUUUCGAGUUCCGAUCGUUCCGGACCCGCAUCUUAAUUUGCACGUAAUCAGCGUAAAUCAAUCGCGUUUUUUAACCCCGUCGACAGAACACACCGUCAAUCCAUAUAAUGGCUGGUAAAAAAAAGGGACCAACUAAAGCACUAGCUAAAAACACAACAAAAACCACUGCUGAACAGGCGGAUGUUCCAAAUAAUGCAACUGAAUUAAAAGAUGAACCAAUAGAAGUAAAUGGUGUAACUAGUAUAGAAGAACUUGCAGAACCAGAUGUUAUAGCAAAAACCAAUGGUAAGCAAGUAGUUAAAAUAAAAAAAGGCAAAGGCCAAAAAAAGAAUGCUGAAGUUGAAGUUUCUGAUGAAAAACCAGUUACAACAAAAUCAAAACGAAAUAAUCAAUCAAACGGAGAUGAAAAACAAUCUACAAACGCUAAUCCUAAAAAAUCUAUUUCAACAAAUGGUACUGCUCGAACUAAACGUAAACAAGAAUCUGAAAACGAACAACAGUCUACAAGUUCUAAAAGAUCGAAAAGAAAAUCGCUUGAAGAACAAGCAACUGAAGUCAAGAGAAAAAAGACUGAAAAAAUAUCAGAUAAAAUUGCCAUUGAUAACCGAAUUGAAACACCUGGUAUUAUGAUGAUCAAAGGACGAGAUAUAGUGAUAGCCGGAUUAUUUGGUUUAGGCCCUGAUCGCGAACAGCUUACAAAUCUUACUGAAUUGAAGAAUUACAAAUUCAAACUUAUUGCUGCUGGAAGUAUGCAUGUUUUGGGUGUCACUGAAGAUGGAAAACUCAUGUCAUGGGGUUGUAAUGAUGAAGGUGCAUUGGGUCGAGAUACUUCAGUUGAAGACAGUGAAACUAGACCUGGAGUUGUACAGAUUCCUGAAGAAGAAGGUGCAGAAAUAUAUAGUAUAUCUGCUGGCGGUUCUCAUUCUGCAAUACUCCUUAGUAAUGGCAAUGUAUAUAGUUGGGGCACAUUUAGAGACAAAAAUGGAGAUAUGGGAUUUCAUCCGAAUGGAGAAAAACAAUUGACGCCUAAAUUAAUCAUGAGCCAUGUGAAAAAAAUUGCGUCUGGUAUAAAUCAUCUAGUCAUGUUGUCUAAAAACAAAGUUUAUACUAUGGGAUGUGGAGAUGAGGGACAACUUGGUAGAAUAUGCCAAAGGCAUUCCAAUAGAGAUUCACGUGUUGGAAAACAGCUUCUGUUGAAUCCUCAACUGUUAAAUUUACGUAAAAAAGUUGAUGAUAUCUGGGCUAAUUAUGAUACUACAUUUUUACGUUUAUCAGACUCUUCGAUUUACUCUUUUGGUCUGAAUGCUCAUGGCCAAUUGGGUGUUGAAAAUGAUGAUAAAUGUGUGUACUUUCCAAAAAUGUCAGAAUCUUUAAGUCGUCUCAAAAUUAAGUCCAUAUCAGCUGGAACACAGCAUGUUACUUUACUAGAUGAACAAGGUGCCGUGUAUGUAUUGGGCGAUUAUAAAGAUGGCCGUUUGGGAAUGGAUAUAGCAGAAAACCAAAAAGUUCCCAAAGUGUUAUCAUCAUUGCCACAAAUUAAACUCGCAACGUGUGGUUCGGAUAACAGUUUUGUUGUUACUGAAAAUAAUAAAUUGAUGGCUUGGGGUAUUGGUUUUGAAGAAAAGGAUUACACUGAUGUUAUUUAUUAUAUACCAACGGAUAUUGAUGCAGCCAACAAAAUAGAACAGAAAACAAUAGUUCAGGCAACGUCUUCAGAUUCAGCUGUAUUUUUGCUAUUACAAGAAUAACAUGUCAAAUUUAAUAUUUUUAUUAUUUUUUUCUCGGUAACUUGUUUUUGUUCUUAGUAAGAAUGUUUUCUUGAUAUCCGUUCUUUUAUAUCAAUUUUUACAUAUUUUGAAAUGAUAACUUGAACAAAAACAUUUAUUCAUUCCUUAACAGUUUUUUUUUUUUGACAGGAUAAACUUACUUAAAUACAUUUAUUCAAUGUUUUAUAUUUUUAUCAUUGGACUGAUUACUCUUGCGCACAUGUAUUGUAUACAUGAAACACAUUUAAUUUGUCAUAAAUCACUUUUCAAGUUAAUUUGAAAUAUGAUAUUUUUACUUAUUUCUUUUUAUUCAAUUUUAAUUAUUAUUUAUCAUUUUUUUUUUUUUUUACUAAAUUAUUAAUUUAUUAUAAUUUGGAUAUAUUAUACAUAGGUGGAAUUAUUUUAAUAACUUGGUCAAUAUUUUUUCUUUUUAGUUAAAUUACAAUUUUUCCUGUA